Maniola jurtina (meadow brown) is the source of this 1384-nucleotide messenger RNA. Its product is annotated as methionyl-tRNA formyltransferase, mitochondrial. Gene Ontology annotation, biological process: conversion of methionyl-tRNA to N-formyl-methionyl-tRNA; biosynthetic process. Gene Ontology annotation, cellular component: mitochondrion. Bases 47 to 1084 code for a protein of 345 amino acids. The record is from RefSeq and is a predicted model, not a curated record. NCBI's taxonomy places the organism in Eukaryota, Metazoa, Arthropoda, Insecta, Lepidoptera, Nymphalidae. Gene Ontology annotation, molecular function: methionyl-tRNA formyltransferase activity. The transcript is spliced from 5 exons.
UCAAUUUUCGCGAUGGUAACACUGCGCACAACAAUCAAUAAAUAUUAUGAUGACAAGUAAAGUUUAUAACCUAGCACCCCUAAUAAAUAAAAUAAUUUUGAAAGAAAAAUGUUCCUAUUUACAAAAUAUUCACCAUAAAAGAUAUUAUAAUGUCCUUUUCUUUGGUUCGGAGGCUAUUGCGCUAAAUAGUUUACAAAAGGUAAACCAAUUCAGAAAAAAUGAAAAUAUUGUCAAACGCCUGGAUCUAGUUACGGCAAAUAGCAGUAAGAACAGGACUUUGAUAGAGAAAUAUGCACAUGCUGAAAAUAUAAGGAUAUUGCAGUGGCCACGUUUAAACAUCAAUGAUGGUGAAUAUGAUAUAGGAUUGAUCGUAGCCUUUGGCCAUUUAAUCAAAGAAGAUGUACUCAAGAAGUUCCCUUUAGGAAUGAUAAAUGUUCAUCCGAGUCUGUUGCCGCGCUGGCGUGGAGCAGCGCCUAUCAUAUACACUUUGCUGCAUGGUGAUGAAGUUGGUGGUGUUUCCCUUAUGAAAAUAAAACCAGAUGUCUUUGAUGUAGGUGAAAUAAUAAGUCAAAGAAGAGUAUCGAUUCCCGAAGAUAUAAAAUUACCAGAGCUAACCCAGCAACUGUCAGACAUUGGUGCAGAGAUGCUCAUUGAAUGUUUAAGAUGUUUGCCCGCCAGCCUAGAAAACACUCAGCCCCAAAGUAAUGAAGGAGUUACAUAUGCAAAGAAGAUAAAUAAAAAUAUAAGUAUAGUAAACUGGACUGAAAACAGCGCGAAAGAAGUUUAUAAUUUAUAUCGCGCCAUAUAUGGACUAUAUCCUUUAACAACCAAGUUUAGAGACAAACAAAUGAAAUUGUUUGAUGCGUUUUUAGUUGAAACAGAUCCUGAAUUCAACGAGAAAUCUGUUGGCACCCUAGAGUACUGUGAAAACACCAAAGCUAUUCGAAUAUUAUGUAAAGACAAAAGAUUUAUUUAUUUCAAAUCUCUUAGAAUUGUAGGCAAAAGAGAAAUAUCAGCUUUAGAUUUUUAUAACGGAUAUAUUAGGAACAUUACAUUAGAUAAAAGAAAAUUUGUUAUAAAUUAGUAUUGUAGAAUUAAAGACGUUGCAAAAAAAAUAUUUUUUUUUUAUUGUUCCAAAAAAUAUCAAAUAAGUACUUACACAGCUACCGUAAUAAAAUAAGACUUUGAAUUUUUGUCUAUUCAAAGACAGAAUAGAGAUAAUUCCAUGAUCAGCUGUGUAUUACGCCUUCACAGUCACAAGGCACAGGUAUAGGUGUAUGUGCCACUUAAGGUGCACUAGGCGGGUCUGCCCCCGAAAUUUAAAUUUAAUUUGGUUUUUCGUAAUAUGUAAACUAAUACGACAAGGCAGGCUUAUGGCAUUCUA